AUGUCCUCCUCCCCUUCUCAUGGCACUCAAGCUCCUGAGGCUUCUCAAGCCGCCAUCCCCUUCUCUUCCGAUACUAGUUCCUCUGAAUUCCCAACCGACAAAUCUAAGCCUCCUACUUCCAAGGGGCCCAAUACCGCCGAGCAAAUUAUCCAUAAGUGCGCCGAGAAUUAUAAGCGCGUGUGCCGAGCGACGAAAGAUGGAUCAGAGGCAAAGCCUCAGUUCGUCGAGCUCUGGCAAUGGGAUGGCGAAGACUUGCCUGGUGGGGGGGAAUGUACGAUCUACUUUUACAGCGACGAUGAGAUAGAGGAAGUGGAAGACAAGCUCGGACCCUGGAUUGACCCUCUUACUGGUCUGGGCGACACCGUUGAGGCAACCUUCCGCCGUCCCGUUGGGUCCGAAGGCGAGUUUGCGGUAAUCAUGACCGAUCGUAAGAAGACCUAG
Molecule: messenger RNA, 441 nt
Organism: Letharia columbiana
Lineage: Eukaryota; Fungi; Ascomycota; Lecanoromycetes; Lecanorales; Parmeliaceae
Exons: 1
Coding region: 1-441 (146 amino acids)
Source: RefSeq, a predicted model, not a curated record